This is a messenger RNA of Chaetomium globosum CBS 148.51, 957 nucleotides long. RefSeq lists its product as uncharacterized. NCBI's taxonomy places the organism in Eukaryota, Fungi, Ascomycota, Sordariomycetes, Sordariales, Chaetomiaceae. The record is from RefSeq and is a predicted model, not a curated record. The transcript has 2 exons. Bases 1 to 957 code for a protein of 318 amino acids.
AUGUCAACCGCAACCCCAACACCAAAAUUCAACUCCAAAUCCCCCACCAUCCGCCGCAUCCUCCGCGAAGCCCACGAACUGACCACCACCCCCUCCGCCGACUACCACGCGGAACCCCUCGAAACGGACCUCUUCGAAUGGCACUUCACACUUCGCGGGCCGCCUAGCUCCCCCUUCGAGCAGGGCAUCUACCACGGGCGGAUCGUGCUGCCGCCGAGCUACCCGCUGCGGCCGCCCUCCUUCCGCUUCCUGACCCCCUCGGGGCGCUUCGAGACCAACCGGGAGAUCUGCCUCAGCAUCUCGGGCCACCACGAGGAGACGUGGCAGCCGGCGUGGGGGAUCCGCACGGCGCUGGUGGCGCUGCGGACGUUUAUGGAGACGGAUGUCAAGGGCCAGUUGGGGGGGAUGGAGGCUGCGGAGGGGGUGAGGAGGAGGAUGGCGGGGGAGAGUACCGCGUGGCGGUGUGGGGUUUGUGGGGGCGGGAAGAGUAAUGGGGAGAUUUUGGGGGAGUGUGAGGAGAGGGUGAAGGAGUUGGGGGGGGAUGCGGGGAAGGCGGAGGAGGUGGUUGUGCCGGAGGAGUUGAAGAUGGGGUGGCGGGAUGAGAUGGAGGCGAAGGGGGGGAAGGGGAAGGGGGAAGACGAGAAGGGGGGUGGGGAUGGGGAGAGUGAGAGUGCUGCGCUGGCGGAGGGGUUUGUGCAGACUACGCCUAUGCUGUCGGCGUCGGCGUCGUCGGGGAGUGCGCAGCAGCUGCAACAGCGGGCGGUAGGGGGAGGGAGCGCGGCGCCGCAGCCGACAAGGACGGUACCAUCGCCGAGCCCGCUUCCCGUGGCGGCUGGUCCGCCGUUGCAGCAGAUCCAACGAAGGGCGGCGGACGAAGACGCAGUGUGGCUGGACCGGCUGAUUGUCGCCGUCGCUCUCUUGCUGGGUGCCGUGAUUGCCAAGGUCAUGUUUGCGUGA